CCAUUUAUUAGGUCAUAAAAUGAACAAUCAGUAUCCAGUAGUGAUGUUGUUAGUCUGUGAGUGAGAUACCUGGAUAAACUGAAGUAAACAAGGAUAUUGUUCAUUCACACAGGGCGUACAGGUGAACUACUGUAAGGCGAUUCCAUUAUUAUCCUUUUAUCGAGGCAAUUUUCAAAGGGAACAUUGGCAUUUAUCAGAUUAUCCAGUGAUUCAUUAUUAUUGGCUGCAGUUGUAGUGGGUAGUAUGUGUGUUGUUUGAAAGUUAGGACAUGGGGAAGACAUGCAAGAUUGUAGUGUGUGGAGGUGCAUCUGUUGGCAAGACCUCCCUACUUCAGCAAGCUCUGUAUGGCAAAGUAGAGACUCCACCAUUUCAGACAAUUGAAGAUAUUCAUGUUGCAGUCAUUGACACGGACAGAGGUGUAAAAGAGAAAGUUCGUUUUUACGACACUAAAGGUUUGAAUCCCUCAACAAAUCAAGAAUUACCAAAGCACUAUAUAUCAAUGGCAGAUGGGUUUAUUUUGGUAUUUAGUCUUGGCAACCUUGAUUCAUUCCAUCAGAUUGAGCAGCUGAGGAAGAGUAUCAGUAAAACUCGAGAUUUUAAAGAUAAGGUGUGCAUGGUAGCGCUUGGCAAUAAGUCGGACUUGGUUGAAGAAAGACAAGUUAGUGCUGAAUCUGUAAAAGCAUGGGAAAAGAAACAAAAAAAUGUGCGGACCUACGAAGUUUCAUCGACUGACCGGAAUAGUUUAGCCGAACCACUCAUCUACCUGACAUCUAGGUUAACGCAACCUCCAGCAAAGUCAUCAUUUCUCAGUGGUGGGAAAAAAAGCAAAUCUGUGGAGCCAUAGUAAGACAUUUGGGGUGAAAUUCUGUUGAAAUAUUCAUGCAAGGUCCUACCAAUAAAGAAAGAAAGAUACUCUUUAUUUUAUAUAGCUACUGGACGAAUAAGUUUACCAAUCAACUUCGGCUAAAACGUUAUCAUGGAAAAGCAAAUAAAGAAUAUACAUGUCUACAUCAACCAAUUGAAAGAAGACAAAUUAUUGGAGAGUUAAAGAAAUAAGGAAUCUAGGUUCAAUAAGCGUAUGUUAGACACCAUGACAGGCAAUCCAUGUGUCUGAGGUAACACGUCACAAUUUGGAAUUAUAGAAUUUCCUUCAACAAUGGCUGUACACUCUUUACUCUGAGAUUCGUUUGUAAAAAUCUAAUUAGUGGGUAAGAGUUUGUUGACCUAUGUUAUUAUAUUAAUUUCAUCAUCUUGUGAUUCGCACUAAGACCUAUCAAUCAAUCAGUCAUAUUUCUGAUUGACAGUAACGCAAAGAGAAAGUACCGUUAUAGCUUACCAAAUCACGCAACAGGGAAAAGCAUUCUAAACACAUACCCUUACAUGGCCUCUAUCAACAUAUGGGGAAAAAAUCGGGGGAAAGGAAGGCGAAGAAAUGUUUAGAGGAGUGUAGAGAGUGACAGAGUUGAGAGAGCAGCCGGAAAGAGAGAAGGAUAGAGUGGUAAGAGCAGCCGAGAAAAUAGAGAGGGGACGAGAAGCCAACAAGAGAGUGUUUGCAAGGCUUGUGUAUGCACACAAUGUUAUCUAUGUUUUCACAAUUUUAUCUAUGUUUUAACUCCUUUGACAUAGUUUCACUCAUGUAUUGAUUUUGAUACUUAGAAGCAUUUGGUUAUCAAAUGUCUACUGGUACAGAAGAUGGUUCUGAUAGGGAACGUAUCAUUACUGUAAGGUCUGUAGAUGGUCUAGUUUAACCAUAGAGAUAUUAUUUCUAAUAAUAGGUCUGUAAUUCAACAUUUCAGCCCCUUGAAACAGGUAGAAGAUGUAGUGGAAAAGAUAAAGUUCGUCGGCAAAGCUGUUUUUUCUUAAAAAGUAUACUGGUUUAGAGUUUAGAGGAACAAACAGGGAAAUUAGAGGAACAAACAUGGAAGGAUGUGACAUACAAUUUUGAAAUUUAAUGAACUUUGAACCUUGUAUGUGUUGCCCCUGUCCCCUUUCAGUCAGGAUAGUGGAAAUAUUGGAGUAUAAUAUUAAGUUUAUCCAUAAAUAUAUUUUAAUAUGCUAGGCAUUUAAGUUGCUGAAAAUUAUAUCAUAGGUUUAAUAUUGCUGUUCAGAAAUUUAAUAAGGUAGGGAAAGGAAAGUGAUUAUAAUAUAUAUAUUUAUAGCACAGAUGCACCUCAUGCUUUACCAAAGAACUUAAAAACAACAACAAAAAAUUAAUGCUUAGGUACAACUACAUUCCAGAGUAUUUCCGAACUUUUGUAUCUAAUACAUCAGCAAUUUAUUUAUAUGACCAGAGAAAUUACAGUAUGUACCUUAACGGUCUUGCCCAGAUAUUUAGAAAAGAUGUAGCAAAUCUCAUUUAAGACUUUUUGUUAUCUUGUGAAUCUCAUUUAAGACCUAAGGAUUUGAGUUUAGAGUAUACAAACAGACACUAAUGAAAAAUUAGUGCACUUUGGGGAUAGGAAAAUAACAUUGGGAGUUACAGUUAUGACAUCCCGAUUGAGUCAUAAAAAUAAUUAUCAGGUCGUGAUUUGGUGGUGAUGAUGGCGUAAUUUGGUUCUUGGUUUUGGUAUGGCCAUGGAGGAAAUAUAUUAAGACUAUGAUGCCUUUUUCCACUACUAUUUUCACUUGACUCUCAUUAAUAACAUUAUAAGCAAUACAAUAAAAAUAUGACAGCUUGAUGUUAUAAUACAUUUGUUAUUUUACUUGUUUCAUGAUGUAAUGCAUUAUUUAGUACCAGUGGCAUAACAAAGAGGGCUGUAGCCCCUGGCUAAGGCUUCUGUGGGCUGGGGUUGGGUAGGGAGUGUGUUAUUGGGCCAAGUCUCCACGUGCUUAUGAAGUUUUAAUGGUGUAUUUUGAUUUUGUAUGCGGUAUGCUCUUGAGGGGCCAUGCUUGGACGAUUUGAGGCACAUGUACUUAGUCCACAAAUAUUCCAGGGCCCUUAUGGUUUGGAUUCCCUAGCUUUUGCCAGUGACAAUUCAUUGGUGUUACGCUACUGAUUAGUAAUUUGAAGAUAAAUUAAUUUGAAAGAGUAUAACUUAAAUAGUAACAAUUUAUGAUAUAAGUUAAGCAAUUGUUAAGAUAUUGUAAUAUUUAAAAGUACCUCGUAGUAAACAAUUGAAAAUAUAAUCUUUGCAUCUUAGAUUUUUUUUUUAAUUGAGUUUAAUGAAAUUAUUUAUCUAUUAUCUUACUGUAUUGUUUAUGAUAUACAAUCUAUAUUAUCUUCAGUCAGCUGGAAUCUGACUUUUUAGUGUAUAAAUUGAAGAGGUCCUUAUUAAUCGAGGAUGCUCUUAUAUAGAGCAGGUUUGUGGCGUAAACGUGCCUGAAUUUUAAUAAUGAGAUAAUGAUAAUUGAGAAUGCUUUAAGCAUCUUUGUUUUGAUAUAUGAUUAUGUUGUAUUUAGGAAAAGUUAAUAACAACACAAGUUUAUAGUUUGUAGUUUUAUCAGUAAUAUUAUAAUAUGAAAUUUAAAAUAUGAGAAUUGGUUUAGCAAGAGUAUCAGAAUUUUAGAUAAAAUGUAUUUCAAAGUUUUAUCUCAAUAUUAACAAAAGUAGAAAUCUCCGACCAAUCUGCAUUCCAGACAUUGAAUUCCCUCCAGCUGCAUAGUUGCUAUGGCAAUAGUUAGCGUGUAGUGUAUGUAUAUAAAAAUAUAUAAUUCAUUCGUGCCUGAUAACAAUUUUUCUAAUUGUUGAUGAUAUAUUUUCUACAUUUUCCACACAUUUUUGCACUGAUAUGUGAUGCUAGUCUAACUUGUAUUUCUCAAUUUGUGAUGUUUGUUGAAGUUGGAAAUCUUACAUGCCAUAUUAUUUUAAAUUCUACAAUGGUGGUGUUCAUGCUUGUUCAGGUAAUAGUUGUGUAUUAAAUUAAGUUAUACGCAUUGCACAACCAAUCGCAAAAUGGAUAAGCCGAAUUACAAAUUUUCAACAAAGUAUGCAUGAAGUUUGUUUCAACACUUAAAAUAGUGAUAAAAGAAUACCACUGUAUUUUUCUCAUAAUUGAAAUUUAAUAGCAAUUAAAAAUAUCAGUCAAAUGAGGUGAAAUGAAUUAUUGCUGCCCUCAUUCUCUUAUAUAAUCACAUUUAGAUCAGUGAUUACACUUGAUUGUGAAGAGUAUAAAAUAAUGUAUUGGUAUAAUGUUAUUAUGUUUUAUGUAUUUGAAGAGAAAAUUUGAUUAUGAUAUUUUGAAUAUUCCUCUGUCUGUCAUAUCAACCUGUUUUCGAAUUGAGUUGUCAAAAUAUGUUACAAAUGCGGAGUUUAGUAGUUUCAAGAUUUGAACUUAAACCAUCAGUGUCUCAGUGAGGUGAUUCCCAACAUCAACCAUCAAUUGCUUGUCAUCAAAAUAAGACAACAAUUAUUUUGAAUUACAAUAUAUGGAGUUUUUUAAUUAAAAAUUGGUCAUCAUCACAAAACUUUCUGUGUAUACAUUUUUAUAAAGCUGCAUUUACUAAUUUUAUGUGGUGAUUGGAGAUAAUUGUUUCCGGCUGAUCAUUCCCACAAUAUCUCCAUGUUAAUAAGAAUCGACCUAUUGCCUCCUUUCCAUAAUGUGUUUCGAAGUGGUAAUUUUACCCAUUUAUUGUUGAAAAGACAAGCUAAACCAGUCACUCGUUGCAAAUUUUGGAAAUCUAUUUUAUUGCAAUAAACUAAACUUUAGAUAUAUACACAUCGUGCUAUGCUGUUUUCUUCCCCAUUUUCAAUGUUAAAACAACGAUUUUUAACAAUUUAAUGAUGGUUUCUAAGAAAUGCCCGAAGUCAUAGGCCUAAACUUUGAAGGCUGAUUUCUCAAAUAUUGUACUUUAAACAGCUGUAUGUUUAAACUCGUAUAACUUCAUAACAAAUUGUUGGAUUUAAAUGAUUCUUUUACCAUUUUAUAGCUCUCAUUUUACUGUGCAACAACUGUAUUAAUAACUAAAAAUCAAUUUUUGCGGCGAGUGACUUUAGUGUUUUGACAAAUACAUCAACUGAAAUGAAGGUUUGAAAAUGCCUAAUGCAUUCCAUCACGUCUUUUUGGUAAACAAUAAGAUCAAAAUAAUAACCCAGCAAUAUCAUAAACCUGUAAUUAUGAGAGUAUGUAGAUUUUUAGAUUUUAUAAUAUUUUAAUUAACAAUUAAGCUUUAAUUAAUUAUUGCAAUCACCAGUACUUUUGAAUGGUUUUGUUUUCACUUGCCCAAGAUUUAAUUGAAUAGUAGAAAAAUAGUGCACUUACAUGAAAUAAGUAAUAAAGAAAAUUGUAACUAACAA
Molecule: messenger RNA, 5233 nt
Organism: Anneissia japonica
Lineage: Eukaryota; Metazoa; Echinodermata; Crinoidea; Comatulida; Comatulidae
Product: NF-kappa-B inhibitor-interacting Ras-like protein 1
Exons: 8
Coding region: 269-844 (191 amino acids)
Biological process (GO): canonical NF-kappaB signal transduction
Molecular function (GO): GTP binding; GTPase activity
Source: RefSeq, a predicted model, not a curated record